Trachymyrmex cornetzi is the source of this 5646-nucleotide messenger RNA. Its product is annotated as fatty acid synthase. Gene Ontology annotation, biological process: fatty acid biosynthetic process. Gene Ontology annotation, molecular function: fatty acid synthase activity; oxidoreductase activity; phosphopantetheine binding. The transcript has 13 exons. The record is from RefSeq and is a predicted model, not a curated record. NCBI's taxonomy places the organism in Eukaryota, Metazoa, Arthropoda, Insecta, Hymenoptera, Formicidae. Bases 316 to 5568 code for a protein of 1750 amino acids.
GUCUUCGAAAAAGCGAUAAGAAAAUGUGAUACUGUUUUGAAACCGUAUGGUGUAAGUGUCAUAGACAUUUUGACAAAAAAGGGGGAAAAAAAAUGCAAAAAUGCAUUAAACGCUUUUCUUGGAAUCGUCGCUAUUCAGAUUGGUUUAGUAGAUCUCCUAACAUCCUUAGGAAUUACUCCUGAUUAUAUAAUUGGUCAUUCAGCCGGUGAACUUGUUUGCGCAUACGCAGAUGAAUGCCUUACGAUUGAACAAACUAUUUUAUCAGCAUACUUUAUCGGUAUAGCAUGUGUUGAAGAAAAAAUAAUUCAUAGCUCGAUGGCGCUUGUCAAUAUUGAUUACGAGUGUCUUAAAAACAUAUGUCCAGGGGAUAUCGAAAUAGUAUGCCACAACAGUAAGAACUGCAACGUUCUGUGCGGACCAUUGGAAUCUGUACAAGAAUUUAUGAAAAAAUUACAGGUCGAUAAUAUUUACGUGAAGGAAAUCUACUGCAAUGUACCGUAUCACAGUUCUUACCUCGCACCGGCGGAAAAUCAGCUUCUGUUUAAUUUGAACAAAAUAAUACCACAGCCAAAAAAACGAAGUUCAAAAUGGAUCAGCACUUCUAUACCUCGCACCGAAUGGUUCACUUCAGCAUCAAAAUUAUCAUCGGCGAACUAUCAUACUCGAAGUAUAUUAAACCCUGUUUUAUUUCAACAAACAACAGAUCUAAUUCCAAGUAACGCUGUGGUCAUCGAAAUCGCACCAGACGGUGUUCUGCAGUACGUGUUGAGAGGAUCCUUACAUCCAAACGUGACAAAUCUUGUGUUAACUCGACGCAGCGAUCAAAACAUUGAUAUAAUUUUACAAGGAAUUGGAGAAUUGUAUAAUUGUGGUUUACAGCCACAAAUUGCCAAAUUAUACCCACAAGUACAAUUUCCAGUUAGCAGAGGAACUCCUAUGAUUUCCCCAUCAAUCAGAUGGGAUCAUUCUGAAAACUGGUUUGUACUGAAUCAAAAACAAGAGUUUAUAAAAUCGAGAGGGAGAUACGUCAACAUUUCACUCAACGACGAGGACUAUGAAUAUAUGAGCGGUCAUGUAAUUGAUGGGAGAAAUUUGCUACCCGCGACAGGUUAUUUGGGACUCGUUUGGAAAACAAUUGGCAUGAUAAAAGGGUUAAUGUACACAACAAUACCGAUAGUUUUUCGAGAUAUAAAAUUUAUUCGUGCUACUCAUUUAUUGAAGAAUGAUGCUGUAGAACUAUAUAUUGCAAUACAGACAGAUGGAAAGUUUGAAAUAACCGAAGGAGAUAGCGUUGUAGUCACAGGUACGGUAUACGAGGCAUUAAAUUCAAAACAAGAAAUGAUUCCAAUAAAUCUAUUAUCGGAAAAUAAUAAUGAAGAUGAAGAUAUGACUGCACGAGAUAUCUACAAAGAGUUGAAAUUGCGUGGAUACCAGUACAGGGACUUGUUUCGUGGAUUAAAGAGUGCUUCUAUUUCGGGAACCCAAGGACAUAUCGCUUGGAAAAAUAAUUGGGAAACAUUUAUGGACAGUAUGUUACAAAUGCAAAUUAUUGGAUAUGAUACUAGGGAAUUGUGUGUUCCUACGGGUAUUCAAAAAUUAGUGAUCAAUCCAAUGCUUCAUGCUUCAAAAUUACGAGAUAAUAUAGAUAAUGCAGAAGUUACAACAGACAUGAAUAAACUAUUACAGGUACGAGUAUACAAAGAGAUAGACACGAUAAAAGCUGGUGGUAUAGAGAUUCGAGGCCUGAAAGCUACUCAGAUCUCUCGCCGGAAAUUAGCCCAAGAUGCUAUUAUCGAGGAACAAACAUUUGUAGCUCAUUGCGAUCGUGCUAAGAUUUCAUUGAAUGAAGCAGUUCGAUUAUCGGCCCAACUAGUACUGGAAGAUCAUCAAAUUGUCAAAGUACAAACUGCUGAACUAGUGGAAGACGUUGAUGAUGUUGAAUUAGAAUAUCUUUCAUCAUCGUUGCUACUUGAGGCAUUUGGUGAUAUGCCACUGAUACAAGUGAAUGUCACUCUAUUAACAUCAUCAAAUCGUUUCAGGCCAGAAGACUUACCGCAAAACUUUUCAAUCAAAGCUUUUGAAAAAACAUCUUUAGACGACAAAGUUUUAAUUGUUGCUGGAUUCAACCUUUUGACCAAACAACUCGCAUCUUUAGAGCGACUGUUGCCAUUUUUGAGAGAUGGUGGUUAUCUGUUGACGCGUGAGAAAUUUGACAUAAGUGAUUAUAAAAAACAUUUACUGCAAUACGAAUUAAACGUUAUUCUUGAAAAACACACUGAUAAAGAACUAAUUGUGCUUCUGAAGAAAAAAGUUUCGAUAAGAGAAAGGACUGUUGUUUACAUAAAUAAUGAUAACUUUAAUUGGCUGGAAAAUCUGAAGCCGCUUGUGAGCGACGAGAAUAAGCUUAACAGUAAUAGUAGAAUUGUAAUUGUCGGAGAGAAAAAUUUUGAAUGCGGUUUAUUAGGUUUUGUUAACUGUUUGAGAAAAGAGCCAGGUGGAGAACUUGUUAGAGGUGUACUCCUUCAAGAUGAGGAGGCACCUAAGUUCUCUCUUAAAGAUCCCUUCUAUCUAGAGCAAUUACAGAAAGAUAUGACCAUUAAUGUACUGCGAUCUAAUAAAACUUGGGGAUCGUACAGACAUUUGAAAUUAUCACAACCCGAAGCCAAACCUGUACCUACCGCUCAUGUCUGUCAAACGGUUCGUGGUGAUUUAAGUACAUUAUGUUGGAUAGAGAAUAAUUUAUCAGAUAUGUAUUGUCGUGAGGACUUGGUGCACGUUGUUUACUCAUCUCUGAAUUUUAAAGAUAUAAUGCUCGCCAUUGGUAAAUUAACACUUCAUGAGGUGAUUUUACAAGGACGGUUAUUUCAGUAUCUUCCUCUUGGAAUGGAAUACGUGGGUUUCAAUGCUAACGGACAACGUAUAAUGGGAAUUCGUGAUACGAAUUGCAUAGCAAAUGUCGUUGAGAUAGAUCAAGAUCUUUGUUGGUAUAUACCCGAUGCGUGGACAUUUGAAGAGGCAGUAACGAUCCCAGCCGUUUACAGUACGGUUUAUUUAGCCUUAUACAUUUAUGGGAAAAUUAAAAAAGGUGAUAAAGUACUUAUACAUUCUGGUACUGGAGGCAUUGGACAAGCAGCUAUUCAUCUCGCUCUUAAAGAGGGAUGUGAGGUAUUUACUACCGUGGGCACAAAUGAUAAACGGGAUUUUAUUAGAAAAAUGUUUCCGACUAUUUUGGAUGAACAUAUUGGAAAUUCUCGAGAUACUAGUUUUGAACAAAUGAUAAUGCAGCAAACGAAAUGUCGCGGAGUCGACAUUGUGUUAAAUUCCUUGACGGAAGAAAAAUUAAUUGCCUCCGUCCGGUGUUUAGCUCAAAAUGGUCGAUUCUUAGAGAUUGGCAAAUUCGAUCUUGUUUCUAAUAAUCUCCUAGGUAUGUCUGCAUUUCAAAAAGGUAUCAGUUUUCACGGGAUUAGACUUGAAAACAUGAUGAUAAAAAAUAGGGAUUGCAAGUGGAAACGUUUAGUGCUCACAUUGAUCAAAAAUGGUCUAAGUGAUGGAACAAUUAAACCAAUUCAAGCAAAAAUUUUUCCAAAAACUAAUGUUGAAGAAGCUUUUAGAUAUAUGGCGAGCGGAAAGCAUAUGGGAAAGAUAAUUAUAAAUAUUCAUGAAAAAGAUGAACCUUUAGAUAAGCACAUUCUCGCGUAUCGUCGCUAUUAUUGUCUCAAAGAUAGGAGUUACAUUAUACUAGGAGGCCUGGGCGGAUUUGGUUUAGAAUUAACAGACUGGCUUAUAUUUCGUGGUGCCAGAAACAUCGUUCUGAUUUCAAGAAAUGGAAUAAAAAACGGUUACCAACAAAUGAAAAUUCGACUAUGGAAAUCGUAUGGUGUAAACGUUCUGAUCAUCAAGAAUAUCGAUGUUGCUGACCUCAAAGAUUGCGAAUAUCUCUUACGGACUGCGGAAAAAGAAGCUCCAGUGGACGCUAUAUUCAAUCUCGGUGUAGUUCUAAGGGAUGGCGCUCUCAAAAAUCAAACUGCAGAAGCAUUUGCAGAGUCCUUCCAAUCGAAAGCUCGUGCAACGCAAAUGCUGGAUAAACUUUCUAGGAAAAUCUGUCUUAACUUACGGCAUUUUGUGGUAUUCUCUUCCGUUUCCUGCGGUAGAGGAAAUGCUGGUCAGACAAAUUAUGGUAUGGCCAACUCUAUUAUGGAGAGAAUUUGUGAGAAAAGAGUGGAGGAAGGAUUGCCAGGAUUGGCGAUUCAAUGGGGAGCUGUAGGUGACGUGGGGCUCGUCGCUGACAUGCAGGAGAUCGAUAAGGAACUAAUUAUCGGUGGUACUUUACAGCAGAAGAUAUCUUGUUGUCUUGACGAACUCGAUAAGUUUUUACUUCAAAAUCGACCGAUUGUGAGCAGCAUGGUCGUAGCUGAAAAAAAAGUGGGACGUCACGGAUUGGGAAAUCUGGUAGAAACAGUUGCUAAUAUUUUAGACAUAAGUGACAUGAAGACUGUAAGCCUAAAUUCGUCACUGGCCGAACUUGGAAUGGACUCCAUGAUGUCCGUGGAAAUCAAACAAACUCUGGAACGAGAUUUUGAUAUAUUUCUUGUAGCACAAGAGAUACGAAACCUCACUUUCGCAAAACUCAUUAAGAUGUCCGUUACAAGCAUCAGUGACAAUGACGUAAAUGAUAAAAAGAAAUUCGACACAGAGAAGUCAGACGUUAUAAAAAUUUUAGUUGGUGUUACAUUAAAAGAUGAAGACUUUGUUUUCUCAACAGAUUUUUCGACUAACAGACAGAACACUACGACUGAAGUAUUUCUUGUACCGGGUAUUGAUGGAUGUGGUACUGUAUUUAAAACUGUAAUACCAUACAUUAAACUUUCAACAUCGUUGUUGCAUUAUAAUACAAACAACAUCGAUUCUACAAAUAUGAUAACGGAGACUACUAAUCGUCUCACAAACCACGUACUGCCAAAGCUAACAGAUGGAAAAGAUUUUGUAAUGGUAGGGUACUCUUUUGGAUCUCUUCUUGCAAUUGAAGUAACAAGGAUAUUAGAAGCUAUGAAUUUAAAAGGCCGACUUGUUCUCAUUGACGGUGCUCCUGAGUUAGCACGAACAAUGUUCAAACCUUUUGAAUCAGAUUUCGAUGAUGCAAAUUUUCAAAUUGAUGUAUUAACUAAUAUUCUGGAAAUUUAUUCAGUAGGAAGUUCUCGAAAGAUUUUAAUGGAAUUGAAGAAAUGUGAGAGUUGGGAUGAAAGAUUUAAUAUUUUUGCUAAACAGUUCUCAGUUAUAUAUACAUAUCUCUCAUUUGCAAAUUUAAAAACGUUGUGUAUAACGAUUUACAAACAUUUAUCUGCUCUUCGGCAAUAUGAUCCAUCUACAUUGCCACCUAUUAAGUCUCCCAUAAUAUUGCUAAAAUGUACACACUCGUCAAAUAUGAUUGCGAUCGAAGAAGAUUUUUGUUUGCAUAAGGUAACUCAAAAUAUGGUAAAAAUACAUUACAUUGAAGGUAAUCAUGUGACAAUCAUGAAGAAUGAAAAAGUAGCAGCUGCUAUUAACGGAGAAUUAUCAUUUACAAUUUGAUAUCUUAAUCUAUUUAUAAUUUGAUUUUACAGAACAGAUGAAUAAAGGAAUUUUUAAAGCUUUUUAAGGGGAUCCUAA